CUCUCAGGCGUGAGGAGCUGGCCCGCUGAUCUGCUGGUGGGCACCGGCUGGCGAGGGACCUGCGGCCGCUCUUCUUUCCCGCCGCCUCUCGGGAUCCUGCCCCCCGACCCCGGGCCCGUCUGCUCUUCUCCGGCCGGGUGGGAGCGAUCGGCUCGCCUGCCUCUCGCCUCACACGCUCCCCGCCGCCCCCUCCUCCCCCCUCAGGAGGAGUCCCGGCUGGAGCGUGUCUGGAGGAAUCCGCCGCCGCGGGGCCCCUCGCCCGGCUGUGCCCGCGCCUGAGGACCGACCCAGGCGUCGCCGGGGGUUGAGGGGCCGCCGGCGGCGAGGCGGGAGAUGGUGGGGUGGGCUCCGGCAGCACCGCGCCGCCGCUGCCCGGAGCCUGGGCUCGGCAACCCCCCGCCGGCCCCCACCAAGUGGAGCUCUGCUUCCUCCUCGCCGCAUCCCUGAGGGAAGCGCCGCCUCUGCUCCCGGGUUCUCUGCCUGCUGGCUCCUUCCUGGCCGGACCCCGCUGCGCUCCACCCCAGUGGCCGGAGGAGCCGCUCUCCAGUCAGCCUUUGCAGCCCCCUGUCUUUUUCCCUUUCCACCGGGCCUCCUCGGAUCCCUUGUUGGGCGCUGAGGCAGGGGAAGAGGCUGGGGUCGCCACGGCGGAGGUUGCUGCCGCCACCCCCCUGCGGGGGUGGCCGGGGUUCCCGGCUGGGGGGGCACCGCUCUGGGUGAGGCAUCCACCAUGGUGAGGCCCCUGUGCCGCUGCCCCCGCGCCCCCCCGGCCGCCGCUGCCGCCUGCCCCUCGGUGCUGCUGCUGCUCCCCCGCCUGCUGUUGCUCCUCCAUCUCCAGAUCGGAUCACGGUGAGGGAAAGAUGAGCGAGGAGACGGCGACUUCUGACAACGAUAAUAGUUAUGCACGAGUGCGAGCUGUGGUGAUGACCCGAGAUGACUCAAGUGGUGGAUGGUUACCGCUUGGAGGGAGUGGACUAAGCAGCGUCACUGUCUUCAAAGUCCCUCAUCAGGAAGAGAAUGGCUGUGCUGACUUUUUUAUCCGUGGAGAGCGACUCAGGGACAAAAUGGUGGUUUUGGAAUGUAUGCUUAAAAAAGACCUCAUUUAUAAUAAGGUCACUCCAACAUUUCACCACUGGAAGAUUGAUGACAAGAAGUUUGGUCUUACGUUUCAAAGUCCUGCUGAUGCUAGGGCUUUUGAUAGAGGUAUCCGAAGAGCAAUAGAGGAUAUUUCUCAAGGAUGCCCCGAAUCAAAAAAUGAAGCUGAAGGGGCAGAUGACUUACAAGCAACUGAAGAGGAUUCUUCCAGUUCUCUAGUGAAGGAUCACCUUUUUCAGCAAGAGACAGUUGUUACCAGUGAGCCUUAUAGAAUCUCAAAUACAAGACCUUCUCCCUUUGAAGAUCUGAAUGCCAGAAGAGUCUACAUGCAAAGCCAAGCCAAUCAGAUAACAUUUGGUCAGCCAGGCCUGGACAUUCAGAGCAGAAGUAUGGAAUAUGUACAGCGGCAAAUACCCAAGGAGUGUGGAAGUCUAAAGUCCCAAAAUAGGGUCCCUUUGAAAUCAAUCAGACAUGUCAGCUUUCAAGAAGAGGAUGAGAUUGUCAGAAUAAACCCUCGGGAUAUCUUAAUACGUCGCUAUGCAGACUACAGACAUCCUGACAUGUGGAAAAAUGACUUGGAAAGAGAUGAUGCUGAUUCCAGUAUUCACUUUUCUAAACCAGACAGUAAAAAAUCAGACUAUCUGUACUCUUGUGGGGAUGAGACUAAGUUAAGUUCACCCAAAGACUCUGUGGUAUUUAAGACGCAGCCUUCCUCAUUAAAAUUUAAGAAGUCAAAACGAAGAAAAGAGGAUGGUGAACGUUCUCGCUGCGUAUACUGCCAGGAAAGGUUUAAUCAUGAAGAAAACGUCAGGGGAAAAUGUCAGGAUGCUCCAGACCCUAUUAAAAGAUGCAUAUAUCAAGUUAGUUGCAUGCUCUGUGCAGAGAGCAUGUUGUAUCAUUGUAUGUCAGACUCGGAGGGAGAUUUUUCUGAUCCCUGUUCAUGUGACACUAGUGACGACAAGUUCUGCUUGCGAUGGUUAGCCCUGGUAGCUUUGUCUUUCAUUGUACCAUGUAUGUGCUGCUACGUCCCUUUGAGAAUGUGCCAUCGCUGUGGUGAGGCAUGUGGUUGCUGUGGUGGGAAACAUAAAGCUGCUGGAUGAAAUGAUCCAGUGCCAAAAUGAGCUUAAAAUCUUUGUUUCCAGGAAUUAGCUAACUUGGAUUUAUGGAAGCUUUUGGCAAGCAAUAUGGAAUCUUGCCUGGUAUCAUUGAGGCCACACGUGGAGGAAGCAGAACUCAUCAGUUCUUGGCGUUUCACAAAUGCUAGCCAUGCCUAACUUUUCCCUUGGGUGCAUGGCAUGUUUUGUUACAGGUUGUAGAGUAUUUGCAGAAGGAAACCAUAUCUGGUUAUUGGCUAUAAAAAGUCAGCAUAAAAUAUCCAACUAAAAGGGAUUAAUUUUUGGCAUUUUUUUGUAUAUUUAGGCAUUAGGUGAUGGGCUUUUAAAGGUUUGGAUUUAUUAGAACAUGGACUAAAAAUAAAAUUGCACUAGGGGACAGAUGAUUUCUAUCUAAGAAAAGUUAACACUUGGGAAUUACAAGAAGUAAAACAAGUGCAACUAAAUCAUUUAUUAGUUGUUUUUUGAAAGCAGUUUUAUGUAUAAAUAACAAAUGUUUAUAUUUAACUAAAUGUAAGGUACGAAUUAUUACAUAUUAAACUUUGCCUCCCUUCCUAGUUCUGAAGUAGAUAUAUACAUAUAUAUAUAUAUAUAUCUACUGUCACAUUCCAUAUAUUUUGAAUAUUUAACUCAUCUAGUUAAUAAUGUUUUUAUUCCAUGUGAAUGAUUUGAUAUUUUCAUCCUUAUUUCUCUUUGGCUACAAUUUAUAUUGAGUUAUAUCUGUACAUUCUGGUAAUCUAAAAUCCUUAAAAAUAUUCUAAUAGCCUUCAGUGACCAACUUUUUUUUAAAGCACAGAUGUAAUUGUCUAAUGUUCUGAUGGGAACGUAACACUUAUUUUUAUAUAAAAAGAGACUGAGUAAACAAACAUAGAAAAAAAGUGAAGUUUUUUUAGUUGUUUUGUUUUUUGUGGUAUUCAACCAGCAAGUUGUUUUCUUUCAGAGUUUCCUCCUUCAAAAAAUUAUACUGCAUUUACAAAUGUUUUACAAGGCAAAAGUUUGACUGGAUAGUUAGUGUAAAAGCUUCCUCUUGAGAUCUUCAUUUAUCAUUCUGCUAAACCAGAAUAGGCUCAGCUUAUUUCUAGCUUAAUCCUCAGUACUUAUUAUUUGCGUAACAAUGAUAACGUUUUAUCAGUUACAUUUUAUUUUUAUUUAAACUGGCCAAAAGAAAAAUUAUUUUAUGUUAAAAUGUGUGCUAAACUCCCCCAGCAAAGUAUUUAAUCCAACAUUGUAAAUGAAGUAUCUUGUACAUAUAAAUUAAUUUCUUUUACAGAGCAUUAUAUUACUGGAUGUUUAAUUUAGAAAAUAGUUGGAUGAAUGUUCCAACAAACUUUAUAGUACCUUGAGGUCAAAUUGUCUGUUUUUUUUUUUUGUUGUUGUUGUUGUUGUUGUUAAGUAUUACAUUAAAACUCUAACCAAGGAAAGGGUUCUUUAAGAACAUUCCCUUAGAGGGAUAAAGUUGAGAAGUGUGCCUUUUUUUUAAUGGCUUGAAGUUUCAGAGGUGAUAAAAAUUAAAAUCACACUACCAUUUGAAGCUCAUUUUCUAUGCAGGUUUUUAAACAUCCUUUAUAUAUCAUUCUUUUUAUAUAUCACACUAAACUUGCGUUAGCUUUUUUCUUUAGCCCCAGAUCAAACUGAACAAUGUAUAUAACACUAUCUGUCUGUAAAAUACUUUUUUUUAAGAAAGCAUUUAUAUUUAUAUGACAGCUUGAACUGACAACAUUGUGUAUAUAGAUCAUCUUGAAGUAUUAUUUCACAUUGAAAAGAAGAAAAAUAUAUUGAUAACUAUAGAUGUUAUGAAGAAGAGGGUAUUUCUAGUUUUGUACUAAAAAUCAAUUGGAUGAACUAAAUCCGAAACAUGACACUGUAGCAGCAGUUUUAAGUCUUAUUUUUACUGUUUAUAUAUUUGAAUGCUGCUACAAUACAUGAUCUUCAUCCCUGAAGUUUUCACCUAAACUUGGUUUCCUAGAAUAGACUGUUAACUUUCAAAAUUUUUAUUGGUGAAAUGGAAAUACUGGUUUUCCUUGUGAAUGAAUUUUCAUAAUUGUAAGUGUUGAGUUGAUAAUUCAGGUUUGAUCAAGGUGUGAAUAACUGAAGAAAAUAACUUGCUGGCUAUAUAGGAAAAUGCUGUGGAAAUGAACUGUGUAUAUACUUCUGGGAGGAACAAAUUUAAUCAUUUCUUCUGUUAAGCACUAAUCAGUAUAGUGCAACUCCUGGUUCUGUACUGUAUUUUAUAUGCAACAUAUAUGCUUUAAUAUUUUAAUGUUUGUGCAUUAAUAUUUUCAAUUUGUUUAACCACUUUGCUGCUAAGAUUUUGCCGUCCCAUUCCUGUUUUUUCCUUUACAAUUUUAAACAAGUUUCUUCAUUAAAAACUAUGGUGAUGAAAUGGUUUUUAUUUUACAUUGGAUCUUUAUAGUUAACAUACCCAGUUUCUAAAUCAGUCUACAAGACUAACUGAUGAUAUAAUGUUCUCUGAAUCCCUGUAUGGAAAUUUUCUUUUGAGUAAAUUAGAAUUCCUUUGUAAAAGCAAAUGGGUAGUUUAAAUCACUGAUUUUUAAACGUGUGUGUAGGCACCUUCAGGAACAUUUUCUCAUUCUCUGUACAGGUUUGGCGCUGCCAAUUGGCUUUUCCUCUCAAAUGUUUGUUUUUAUCUGAUAUUAUAAGCAGAUGGCUCAACACAACUGCUUAAGCAAUAGUCUUGAAAAUGGAAUCAUCUAGAUAGUAUGGCUCAUGAACUUGUUUUGUUCAAAAUCGAUCAUUCUUAAAUGAUAUUUCUGGCUUAAAAGGGGACCUCAUUUGAUUUCUGAAGAAAUAUGUCAUGUGGGGCUUCAGCACCACCUACUGGUUGAUUUCCAGGCCAGAGACAAGAGAUGGCAAUAGGGAUCUGAUUCGUCACUACUACCUAUUUGAGUGGUGACCACCUCCUACCAGGGAAACCAGGAAUAAGAACUAUCUCGAAGGAAUUGUAAAAGGGUUAUUUUCCUAAUGUGUCUUGUUGGCUUGCUGAAAUAUUUUAAGCACUUUUUUCUUACAUAUCCUGUUUUGAAAUAUUUGUUGAUAUUUGGGACUGGCAAUCAAACAAUGGAUGUACUGAGACAUUUAUAGAACCAGUUGCUUUAACUCUCAAAAGCCAUUACCAAAAUGGUGUUUUUUCUCUCCUUCCGCCAGUCAGGGAGAAUUUUUAAAAAUAAUACUCAAAACACGAGAAAACGUAAUCACACCUAUAUUUUAUCGUGACAACUUCAGAGAGUGUGUGUGUAUGUUUCUUUUUUUCUUCUUUUUUUUUUUUUUUUUUUUUUGAGACAGAGCUUCACUCUUGUUCUCCAGGCUGGACUACUAUGGCAUGAUUUCGGCUCACUGCAACCUCCGCCUCCCAGGUUCAAGCUGUUCUCCUGCCUCAGCCUCCUGAGUAGCUGGGAUUAUAGGCAGCCGCCACCACGCCCAGCUAAUUUUUUGUAUUUUUAGUAGAGAUGGGGUUUCACCAUGUUGGCCAGGCAAAUCUCAAACUCCUAACUUUAGGUGAUCCACCCGCCUCAUCCUCCCAAAGUGCUGGGAUUACAGGCGUGAGCCACUGUACCCAGCUGUGUGUAUGUUUCUGAAGUGAUGAUGGGGUAGGGUUAAAAUGUAAAGGGAAAAACUUGAAACUACCUAUUUUCAUUGGUUAUUCAGCAGUGCCUAAAAUGAGCUUUUGAAGUAAUGCAAAUGCACUUUCAAUUCAUGUGUAUAGUGCCAUCUGAUAACUUGGGUAAGUCUCACUUUAUUUUCUUUUUCCUCUCCCCUGCCCCUUUAGUUAAAUGGCGCAGAAAUGUUUCUUAAUAUGCAUGUAAGUCUCCAAAGUCCAGGAAAUGUGCUUUCCUCUAAAUGGUCAAUGUAAAGAAUUUUAAGGAUAUUUCUUGUGUUGAAAUUUACUUUAGAUUUUGUGAUUACAGUUGAAAAUAUGUGUUAAAUUGGGUUUUUAAUUGUAGCCCAAAGGUGCAUUAAGCAAGUGUAAUAUUUUUCCACAUAAAACUUAGAAAACUUUACUUACCUGAGAAAGAUUCUUUACUAAUUAUUAUGCUUAUUCUUGAUUUGACUUCCAUGAUCACAUUUCAAGUAUUAGAGGAAGCACCAGAAACUGGCAUUCUUGUUGCACUAAAAGUGUCUGUAAAUCAUAAUAAUAACACCAUGAGGUGUUUUUCAGUGAGACAAACAUAAAGAAUGAAUUUCUUUAAAAAAAGAAAUGCAACCUGAGGUGAUUUAUAUAAACCAAAAGAAAAAGAAAAGGGCUUUAAGGUAUUAUGUACUGUUUGCCUAGCAGCCAGGUGGUUAUAAAACGUUCAUAUACUUUGGUACACUGAUAAAUGUUAGCCAUUAUUCCUGAAAGCUUCUUAAAUUGCCUAAGUUGUUUGGAAAUUUUUCAAGAAUAAUCUAGUUGAAAAAUCUUUGUAUUAAAAAUACACAUAGAUUUUUUGUGAACAUUUCCAGUGUGUAGUGUCAUUUGCUUCCUAUUCCUGACCUCAAAAGUGCCUCACUUGUAUAUUAUUUCCAUUAACAGCUUGACUGCAUUCUUUCUAAUAAGCAAUGAACAUCUGUUUAACUCGGUUUUAAUGUAUCUCUUCAGAUAUAGUUAACUAGCUUGAUAAUUUUGACUAUAUAAUGUAAAUAUGCAUAUAUAAGUUUGUAACCAUUUUUGUUACAUCAUACCCAUGUAAUUGGACAUACCAGAUGAUUAUCAUCAGAUUUUGUUUUAAUGGAUUUUUUUCCCUCCUGGAAUUACCUGAUUAAACCUAUCAUGAAAUAUGAAAGGACUUUUUCUUAUUCUCCUAGAGCUUAUCAUUUUAGCACAUAAGAGAUAAUUACUGGAGGAAAAAGUAGUAAAAAUGGAAGCUUUAGAUAAUUUUCUUAGUUCUAUUUCUUUAAACGUAUACUUUUAAACUGAAAGUUCACAUACAGUUCAUUUAAAUAACAUAUUUAUUCAUCCUUAAUUGUAUUCUGGUUUUUUUAAGCCUCUUACCUAAUAAUGUUAUAUUUAUUGGUUUGGUAACAUGUUGCAGCUAAGCUAAUGACUUUAAGUGACAAAUGUUUAACCCAUGACUACUGAUUUUUUUUUUAUAUUCAAGUCAGUUUCACAGUUUUACUUAACUUGUAAUAUAAACAAAAAAUAAUCUAAAUGAAAGGUUAUUAGGACAGGAAUAAAAAAAUGUUUAUCUCAACACCAGAAUAACUUGGAUUACUACAUUAUGGUUGUUUAUUU
Molecule: messenger RNA, 7434 nt
Organism: Cebus imitator (Panamanian white-faced capuchin)
Lineage: Eukaryota; Metazoa; Chordata; Mammalia; Primates; Cebidae
Gene: SPRED1
Product: sprouty related EVH1 domain containing 1
Exons: 7
Coding region: 858-2192 (444 amino acids)
Biological process (GO): multicellular organism development; negative regulation of MAPK cascade
Cellular component (GO): membrane
Molecular function (GO): protein kinase binding
Source: RefSeq, a predicted model, not a curated record